CUUCAAAGGCGGUAAAAAGUCGAGAGCAGGAAGAGCCUGGGUACAGCUUCUGCCAUGAAGAAGUGGUUUUGCCUCGGCAGUAGGUGCCAGGCUCCAUCCAGCCCCGCGGAUCCCCGGAGGAGCAGCAGGGGUGCGUGGCCCCACGUUUACAGCAGGGCGAGGCGCAAGUUCCACAAGGCUGCGAGCGAGGGCGACGUGGCCAGAGUGGAGGGUCUUCUCCUCCUCGGGAAGAGUGAACUCAAUGAAGGCGACAGGAAGCGCAGGACCGCUCUCCAUUUUGCCUCUGCAUGUGGUCAGGCAGAAGUGGUGACUCUCCUGGUAGAGAAGAAAUGUAAUAUCAAUGCAUGUGACAGUGACAGUAACAUCACACUGAUUAAGGCUGUGCAGUGCAACCAGGAGCACUGUGCGGCCAUUCUCCUGGAGCACGGUGCAGACCCGAACAUUGCAAAUGCCAGGGGCAAUACUGCUCUCCAUUAUGCCGUCUACAGUGAGACCACAGCCAUAGCAGCGAGGCUUCUUUCACACAGCGCAGACACUGAGGCGAAAAGCAAGGAUGGCCUCUCGCCACUUUCACUUACUCUGAAGGAAAACAGACAGGAAGUGGCAGAAUUAUUUCAAAAAGCUAAAAGAAAUACUGAAGAAAUGGAUAAGCCAGGAAG
Octodon degus (degu) is the source of this 659-nucleotide messenger RNA. Its product is annotated as putative ankyrin repeat domain-containing protein 20A5. Gene Ontology annotation, molecular function: protein binding. The transcript is spliced from 4 exons. The record is from RefSeq and is a predicted model, not a curated record. The annotation marks the transcript as partial. NCBI's taxonomy places the organism in Eukaryota, Metazoa, Chordata, Mammalia, Rodentia, Octodontidae.